Molecule: messenger RNA, 1621 nt
Organism: Lepisosteus oculatus (spotted gar)
Lineage: Eukaryota; Metazoa; Chordata; Actinopteri; Semionotiformes; Lepisosteidae
Source: RefSeq, a predicted model, not a curated record
CUUUGUUAACACGCAGCGUGCCCAAGGAAAGAGGCGUUUUGCGCUCCUCGUACGGUUAGAAAGUGAUCUUCUUCCGUGUACAAGUGUUCAAACGACAUUUAUUUCAAAAAGUUUUAAGUAGCUGCGUCUGCCAGCGCAGUGCUGUAAAAGAAUAAGUCGAGGUUUAUUCCUUGCUGAAAAGAGACCCAACGUCUCUUCCUCUUCGGGGGAUGUGACACCCGACAGCUGACACCUGAAGAAGGCUCCACAGAUGAAACGUUGCCCCUCUCUUUUCUUUUCGGCAGUUCAUAACCCUUUACCUGUUGCUUUAUUAUAUAUAAAAAAAAGCGGACAAUCUGUUUUUGAGGACAGCGUGUCGGAAACACAGAGCGUCAGUGGCGGAGUCCAGCGGCAGGUGGCGCUGUGGGUUACAGCUCUAGGCUGAAACUCGAUGGUGCUUCAAAGAGCUGUCAACACAACCAGCCGCAGCAACGGGGACUUACAAAGAGCCGCGAUGAGCCGAAAAAGGAGUCGUUUCUUCUCCGCCGUUGCCGAGCCGCCGGACCUGAAGAAGGUGUUCAUGGACUCCGCGGGCCAGAGCGACGACGACUUCGCCGACCUGGGCGCCGAGCCGGAGCUGCAGGUGUCGGUGUCCGAGAUCGCCGAUCACCUGGGCAGGAGCAUCUCCUGGGCGCUGGACGCCGCCUUGCGCCAGAUCCGGAGGGUGGUGAGCGCCAGGAUCCGCGUUUUAAGGCUGGAGCUGCAGGACAAAACCGCAGAGAUCGAGGUGCUCCGGGCCCGGCUGGAGACGGCGGGUUCGGGGCCGGUGUCGGUCCCCGCUCGGGGGCCGGCCGCGCUGGGCGCCAGACCCCCCCCGGCCGGGCAGCCGGCCAUCAGGCCCGGGGACCUCAGGAAGCUGAAAGCGGGCGCCCCCGAAAUUAAAAAGGAGAAGGUCAACGCCAUCUGCGACUACCUCAUGAAGGACAAGAACGCCCGCAGCAAGAGCGGCGCCUGGUGCGGCGGAGCCGCCCCCUCCGGCACCGACAAGGAGCGGGUUCCGAGCUCCCCGCCCCCGCUGUGGGCCGAGCCCGGCCCGGAGGAGCAGCCCGGAGGGGGAGCUGUGGAGGGCGGCCCCGUCUCGGAGGAGCUGUUCGCCCUCCUGCCUUCACACGGGAAGCUGCUGGACCGGUACCAUGGUCCGGACUCUGCUGGAGAUCUGUCGCCAGGCAACUCACCUAGGUACCUGCAGCCAGGUGUGCAGCUGUUCAAGAGUGACAUGGGACCGGCGCCCAGUGAUCCCGGGGACGAGGGGCCCCCCGGCGACGCCCCCCCAGCCCCCGCCGGCGGCCCCGCGGAGCAGACCUGGGGGCCCCUCGGAUCCGCGGGGGACGGAGUUCCCAUCCGGGCUCCGGAGGGAGUGGAGCGUCUGGAGGGAGGCGGGCCAGGCCCACGGGCCCAAGCCGAGGCCUGCCUCUGCCCCUUCUGCGGAACCUUCUGUCCCAGCGCCGCGUUCCUGGGGGAGCACCUGAAGGCGGCGCACCAGGGGGACGCCGCCGGGGCAGAUCCGUGCGUCUCCCCCGGGGGUCAGGGGCUGGAGAGAGGGAGGCAGAGAGAUCCCGACAAUAAAUCUGUUCUGAAAUAA